This is a messenger RNA of Aspergillus thermomutatus, 561 nucleotides long. RefSeq lists its product as uncharacterized. The transcript is spliced from 3 exons. The record is from RefSeq and is a predicted model, not a curated record. The coding region runs from base 1 to 561 and encodes 186 amino acids. Lineage: Eukaryota; Fungi; Ascomycota; Eurotiomycetes; Eurotiales; Aspergillaceae.
AUGAUUGGAUCCAUGAAUGGAUUUGCCCUGAGGGAAGCUGCUAAAGGAGGACAUGACAAGAUCAUCCAGUUACUGUUACACUGGGCGCCUCCCGGCUCUGCUCCUCAACACAAUUAUAACGAGUACAAAUCCCCUCCUGCUGUACCACAAAAGGCACCUUCUUUGCCCUAUUAUAGGGCCUUGCUGCCGCACAUCAGCAACAGCAACUACACCAACCUCACGCCGGAGGAUACUGUGGACCCGCCCGCACGCCUGUACAGCGAGCGCAACACAGCAACAGAAGAAGACGAGCUGGAUACUCUCCUCCUCAAACAUCACAAGAAUACCUACGCCUUGCUCUUCCCCGCGUACGCCAUUAAUAACAGGGCGCUCAGCUUAGAGGGCCUAAAGCAGCAGUCGGAGGUGCUGUGUGUUGUGUCCGAGAUGCCGCCCGGGAAGAGCACACUGAGUGAAGGCUCGGAGACGGAGGCGGACAUUUGGCAAGGCGAGGUGCAGAGCGGAGGAGGAAGGAGCAGGAGGUGGAGAGGGAAGAGGGUGUUGAGUCCACCGAAUGAGAGCUAA